AGUUGUAAAAAAAAAACUAUACUCGUGUAACUUAAAAAGAAAAAAAAAUUGUCUGCAUUUUAUAAGAUAGAUAUUUAAACCUAUAUCCUCUUCCAUGUGCGCUCUUUAAUUUAUAAUUUCUGAAAAAUAGGAAAAGAGAAAUUCUGCAUAAUCUCAUACCUCCAAUGGAAAUAUUAAAUCUGCCCCAAGUGACUGCUGGAAUAGUGUGCAAAAUUUAUACUUCUCCUGCGCUAACAGAAAUUGGUGAAAUUGAAAUCAUUUUGAAAUUCUUUUAUUCCGAGUAAAAAUAUCCUUUGGGUUUUUAGUAUAGGACGUUGCCUGGAACGUGUCGGUCGUUGUCGUUAUACUUUCUCCUGUUUUCUAUCUCCGUAACACUAUUAAUCAACAAUUUGUUAGUUACCUCUAUUUAAAUAAAAAUAAUUUUAAUUUAAUUUAUUUUUUCGAAAAUUUUAUUUUAACUCUCAUGAGCCAAAAAUCGUGCAUUUUUUAUUAAAAAAUUUCAAAACAAAAAAGUUAUCAACAUCCUUCGAAACAUCAAACGAAAACCAAACUGGAUUACGAACACGGAAGCAAGAAUAAAAAAAAAAAAUGUAAUGGAUGUGAUAGCAAAAAUUUGUGCAUACAUAAGCAGUACGAGAUUUAUUGUGAACAACCAGUGAAUUUUUUCUUACUCUAUUAAUUUUGUCCUUAAAAAUCCUUACCGAAGAAAGUGUAGCUAAAAAAAGAGGAAUACAAAAAAAUUAAUCUCAUAAAAGUUAUUAUAAUUUUUUUUAACAAAAAGUGGUGCAGUAGAAAGAAUAGAAUUACAAAAAUAAAAAAAUGCUUUGUUAUGAUUUUGUCACUUGCUCAUGAAAGUUAUGCUUCAUGAAAAUUUGUAAUCUGUGCGGCAUCACCGAAGGAUACAAAGCAAACAUCAGCACUUGUUUUUUUUCAUAUAUAGUUACACUAACUUAUAAAAUUAAUCAAAAAUGAAGGAAAGAUACCACUUUAAAAUGGAAAUCUUAAAAAAUAAGACACAGCGCUAUGCAAACAACAUCAACAAUUACAGAAACAGCAAUUGCACCAAAAACAACAACAAUAACAACAGCAACAACACCAUUCAAUAUGUAUUUGAAUAUUUUAUAAACUACCCCUUGAAGAAUAAAAAUACACCAACGUAGUUGAUACAUGAACAAAAUUCGUUGCGCAUGAAAUCGUUUCAACUGGAUCUUAGCUGACAGGUUGCGGUCACAAAGGUUUCACGGAUUUUAAAGAAGGCACUAAGUAACUUAAAAUCAGAAGAUACUAAGAGGCCAACAAAUCUUUGCGUCAGAAUCCCUUUUCUCACUAACUUUUACUAUCAACUUUAGAAAUAAUAAAAUAAAAAAAAAAAUUAAAAAAAAAAAUAAACAAACUAUACACUCUUGUCAAAAAUGUUCUACCUAAAAACCAUUAUAAUGAACUUACUACAAAAACCAUUACAUGCCCUCUGCUGGAUUUUAUUAGGAUUUGGAUCAUUACCCGUGCUUCCUGUUUGCUUUGCUGGGCCACAUGAAAAAAGAUUACUCCAUCAGCUGCUGGACAGUUAUAACAGUUUGGAGCGUCCAGUUGUCAACGAAUCCGAUCCAUUGCAGUUGAGUUUUGGAUUGACGCUUAUGCAAAUUAUAGAUGUCGAUGAAAAAAAUCAACUAUUAAUUACAAACAUUUGGCUUAAGCUGGAAUGGAAUGACAUGAAUCUAAGAUGGAACUCUAGUGAAUUUGGAGGAGUACGAGACUUACGUAUACCACCCCAUCGCUUAUGGAAACCAGAUGUCCUUAUGUACAACAGCGCUGAUGAAGGUUUCGAUGGGACGUACGCCACCAACGUUGUUGUUCGAAAUAAUGGUUCGUGCCUUUAUGUGCCGCCGGGUAUAUUCAAAUCAACGUGCAAAAUUGAUAUCACCUGGUUUCCUUUCGAUGAUCAGCGAUGUGAAAUGAAAUUUGGUUCAUGGACGUACGAUGGAUUUCAGCUCGAUUUACAGCUACAGGACGAAGCUGGAGGCGAUAUAUCCAGUUUCAUAACAAAUGGUGAAUGGGAUCUAUUAGGUGUGCCAGGAAAACGAAAUGAAAUCUACUAUAAUUGCUGCCCUGAACCUUAUAUUGAUAUAACAUUCGCCAUAUUGAUUCGACGCAAAACUCUUUACUAUUUUUUCAAUUUAAUUGUGCCGUGUGUACUAAUUGCUUCAAUGGCACUUCUAGGUUUUACACUGCCACCAGAUUCUGGUGAGAAGCUCUCACUUGGAGUUACAAUUUUGUUGUCACUGACAGUCUUCCUUAACAUGGUGGCUGAAACUAUGCCAGCCACAUCUGAUGCAGUGCCUCUACUAGGAACUUAUUUCAAUUGCAUUAUGUUUAUGGUGGCCUCAUCAGUUGUGUCAACCAUACUUAUCCUCAAUUAUCAUCAUAGAAAUCCAGAUACGCAUGAAAUGAGUGAAUGGAUUCGAGUUAUAUUCCUGUAUUGGUUGCCUUGUAUAUUACGAAUGCAAAGACCGGGACAAGUGGGUUACGAAUGUCCACCGCCUCCGUCGAGCUCGUCUUCGGAUAAAAAACAACAAAUGCAAAAUGUUGAACUUAAGGAAAGAUCCUCGAAAUCUUUGCUGGCAAAUGUUUUGGAUAUCGAUGAUGAUUUUCGAUGCAAUCAUAGAUGUUCCAGUGCUACGAUACCACACCAACAGGCUUACUACCGAGCUGUAUACAGACAAGGUGACGAUGGAAGUGUAGGUCCAGUAGGAGAAAGUAGAAUCCACGAAGCUAUCUCCCAUACUUGUUUGAGUUCAUCAGCAGAAUACGAACUGGCGCUUAUUCUUAAAGAACUUCGAUGGAUAACAGAUCAGUUGAAAAAAGAAGAUGAAACUGGCGAUGUAACGCGUGAUUGGAAAUUUGCUGCAAUGGUAGUCGACCGCCUGUGCCUUAUAAUUUUCACGCUGUUUACAAUAAUCGCAACACUAGCUGUAUUGUUUUCUGCUCCACAUUUCAUUUUUUAAGUUAACAAAAAUUACUCCACAUAAGCAAAAUAGGAAAAUGUUCAAAUAACAAAUUAUAAAUUUUGUUAUUAGAUUGUGCCUAGAGUUAUUAUAAACACAAAAAAUAUAUUUCUGUAAUAAAGUUAAUAAUUUUUUCUUUAAGGUACCUACCUAUAUCACCUUUUUUUUUCUUAUUUCUUUAUUAAGUUUAAACGAAAAAAAAAGUGUAAUUAUAAUUUUAAAUGAUAACGAAAUAAUGAAAUGAAAAAAAAAAAAACAUAAAACAUGGUUGGUGCUGUGAUAACGGACAAUUGUUAAAAAAUAAAUUAAAUGUUAUGAAAUUAAUUUUACAAUAUAAUUGAAAAUUCUGUUUGUUGUUUUUUUUAUAAAAAAGAUAAAAAACGCAUAAAUGUAUCAUUUAUCUGCUUUUUGAUAUAAUUUUAAUCAUGCAUUAAAAAAAAAACAAAAAUAAAUGAAUAUAUUAAUCGCAAUUAGUAAACACUUUUAAAUAAACUAUUUACAAAUUUAACAACAACAAAAAGAAAAAAACAACAACAACAAAAAACGUAUUUAUAAGCCAAUUAAUAAAAAUUAACAUUUAAACAAAAAAAAUUACAUUGAUGAAAAUUCAUAUUUAAACAAAAAAUAUAAUAAACAAAAAAUUAACAUAACCUAAAAGUUAACUAUUUUAAUUAAACAACCAAAAAAAAAAAACGAAAUAAUAUAAAAAUAAAUACGUACAUUGAUUUCUUUGGUAAGCACUAAGAUUUAGUGUUUCCAAGAUGAUUAAACAAAACAAAAAAUAAAUAAAUAAAAUAUAUAUAUGUAGAUAAUUAUUAUGAUUUACUAUAAACAAAUUGGAUUAAAAAUACUUUUACAAACAAAAUGGGAUAAUCGAAAUUAAUGACAAAUACCCUUAACUACGGAAUUUGAUAGUUUAAAACAAAAUUUAAAUAAAAGCAAUGUAUCAUUUUACAAAGCAAUAAAAACGAAUAAAACAAAACAAAAAAAACACAAAUAUCAUUAAAAUAUUAAGUAGUGUAGUUAACAUCUUCUAUAAACAAAUUGUUAUGAAUAAUUUAUCAAUUAUUCGAAUUGCGGUUAAAGGGAUAUCAUAAUCAUAAGAAAACUUUUAUCAUAACCCAAAAUAAAAUUUAAAAAAAAAUUAAAACAAAAAAAAACGACUAAAUUUGGCAAAUAAAAAAUGGUACAAAAAUGCUCUUUAAAAAUGUUAUUUUGAUUAUGAUCUUUUUAUUUGAAAAUCAGAAGUUUUUUUAUUCAUUUUUUAGUUGGUGUCAAUUUUGUGUGUCAAGCGUUUUAAAAUUUAUGAUUUCCUUGUAGCUUUUGUACUUAUAGAGCUUCCGACUCAAUGAGACGGGCACCUUUUCGUCUUUUACGAACCGCAAUUUCAAUUUUCGUUGUUUUUAAAAAACAAUCAAAGUCACAACCUCGUCUGAGAACAUUCAAUGCGUCAAAAGAUCAUUGCCUACUAAGUGCUAAAAAACGAUUUUUUUUUGAAAAUAGUAAAUAUGUAGAUACAUUUUCACCAAAAUUGAGAGUUUCGAUUAAUCUCAGAUGCUAAAUCAUAUGUCUCCGAUAAAAUCCCCGAUAAGAUUUUAAACCUUCCUCCCAACUUCCCUUACUACCAGGAGGAAAUAUAUCUUUAUUUAUACUAUACAUAUUAGUAUUAAUAUACAUAACAAAGGUCUUGUUUUGCUUAGAAGCUAAAAUAAUUCAAAUGAAAUUCAAAUUUCAAAUUUACUUAUUUAAACUUUCGUCGAAACGGAAUGAAAAAUGCAAAGAAAAUUUUCCAAUGCCUUGUCUAUUAGAUUUAUCCUAUUCAUUUUGCCUAAAUGGCUGAUGAGUUGAAUCGAGGUGAAUUGAACUUCUUGGAUUAUUAAUUUCAAUAUGCUUCGAGUUACUCAACGGAAGCAGUAGAGUUGUAAUGCAUCAUUACCAAAUAUAUCGAUCAUUAAAAUAUAUUUUUGGUCUUCGUAAAAUAAUCAUUAUUUAUAGCCUAUAAUAUUUACUAACUUAAAUGUUAAAAUUUAUUUCGAGUUUUAUGAGUUUCUGUUGAAUUUUAAAUGUAUUAAAUCAAUUCUUUAAUUGAAACCUUAUUCUUUUCACAUUAAGCUGAUAUUUAAAGCUAAUCAUAAUCCCUAAAUCUUAAAAAUAAACCGCAUCUUGAAUAUUUAUUGAUAGAUACUUUUUGCAUCCCCAAAAUCGACAUCCAUAGAUCCAUUCAUAUAAAAAUAAUAAAUACGAAUAUAUUUGUACAACAAAAUAAGCUAAAUACAUAAAUAUUAUAAACAUAAAUAAUAAAUUUAACAAAAACAAAAAUUAAAACACAUAAUAACGAUAACAUAAAGUUGUAAGCUAAAAUUAACAUUUAAAAUAUAUAGAUAAAAUAUUAAACAAAAAAAUAAAUACAAAAUAAAAAAAAAAAAAACAAACACAAAAUCAAAUGUUAUCAGCCGUUAAACAUUUUAUAACGAAUCAAACAUAUGUUAUGGUUGAAAACAUUAUGUCAUAUUGACAUAAAUAUUGUUAGUCACUAAAAAUUAAUAAACAAAAAAAAAAAAUCAACAACAAACAUACAUACACUAAAAUAAAAUCCAAUACAUGAGUCGUGUGAAUACUCAUAGAUUUCUAAGUCAGAGUUUUUGAAUUUCGAUUGCGUCUAUACAAAGUGUUGUAUUGUAGUCUUGAGAUAACAUUUUUUGGGCGUACUUUUGACGUAUAAGAUGACAUACCCAGGUUUGGUGGUAUAUAGAUAUAAAUUAAAAAAUAAAAAUAUAAGAUUAUUGUCUUCCUUGCUUAAUACAGGAAAAUUAUAUUCCACUUAAGAAUAUAUUUUGAUAUAGUUUAUUUUCAAUAAAAAAUAUUUUUUGAUUUUAUUAUUGUUUUGAUUUUUUUGUAUCUAUUAAAUUAUUAAAUUUAUUAUUUUUAUGUCCUAUAUAGCAAAAACAAAAAACCAUAAAUAAUUUUUUGAAAUUAAAACACUCAGGAGAAAGAAAUAAACAAAAAAAAAAUUAUAGCUUUAAGUGAGCUCUCGAAUUAACAAACAUAAAAAAAAAUCACAAAAAUCAAUAAGAUGUUUUUAUUUCAAAUGAAUGCAUACUUAAUAAAAAUAAAUAAACUAUAAACUUGUUCAUGAUUUUUCUGAAAAUUAAAAAAAAAAAAGAAAAAGCAAUAUGAAUAUGAAUUCAAACUUUGAAGCAACACAAAUAAACAAAAAAAUCAAACUAAAAAUGCAAAUCCGACAUCUAUUGUGCACAAAAAAAAAAAAAAAAUACUCUUAACAAAAAAUUGCAAAAAAAAAACCAAAACAACCUAAAAGUUUACGAAUAAGCAUUAGUUGCAAUAUUUUAGGAACACAAAUUAGCACUGUUUUUGAAAUAAAUUUGAGAUAUAGUUAAUUUCUCAAGUUCUGUGGCUUCAUGUUCUUAAAAUUCAAAAAUAAUUUUAAAUAAACCAUACAACACACAAAUACACACACCCACACAAUCUGAGGUUACUUAAAAAAAAAAAAAUCUAUAACAACUUAUAAGAAAUGACACAGAAAACUGCCAACAAGCAA
Messenger RNA from Episyrphus balteatus (marmalade hoverfly), 6561 nucleotides. RefSeq names its product neuronal acetylcholine receptor subunit alpha-7 (gene nAChRalpha7). NCBI's taxonomy places the organism in Eukaryota, Metazoa, Arthropoda, Insecta, Diptera, Syrphidae. The record is from RefSeq and is a predicted model, not a curated record. Gene Ontology annotation, biological process: signal transduction; chemical synaptic transmission; monoatomic ion transmembrane transport. Gene Ontology annotation, molecular function: transmembrane signaling receptor activity; acetylcholine-gated monoatomic cation-selective channel activity. Gene Ontology annotation, cellular component: postsynaptic membrane; neuron projection; synapse. The transcript has 16 exons. The coding region runs from base 1413 to 3002 and encodes 529 amino acids.